Acanthamoeba castellanii str. Neff is the source of this 561-nucleotide messenger RNA. RefSeq names its product saccharopine dehydrogenase (nad+, l-lysine forming), putative. The coding region runs from base 1 to 561 and encodes 186 amino acids. The record is from RefSeq and is a predicted model, not a curated record. Gene Ontology annotation, molecular function: saccharopine dehydrogenase activity. Gene Ontology annotation, cellular component: cytoplasm. NCBI's taxonomy places the organism in Eukaryota, Discosea, Longamoebia, Acanthamoebidae. The transcript has 4 exons.
AUGUCUGCCCAGAAGGAGGUGUUGCACAUCCGCGCCGAGGUCAAGCCGCAGGAGGAGCGCACGGCCAUCACGCCCGAGAACGCCAAGAAGCUGAUCGACUCGGGCCGCUACGCGCUCCACGUCGAGCGCAGUCCCGAGCGCAUCUACAAGGAUGACGAAUAUCAGCAGGCCGGGUGCACCCUUGUUGAAACGGGCAGCUGGCCCAAGGCCGACCCCUCGGCCUUCAUCGUGGGCCUCAAGGAGCUCCCCGAGGAAGGGAGCAAGAGCGAGGGCGAUAACCACGCGUGCGCCGAGGUGGCGGCCUUCCUGCUGGCGUGCGAGUUCGUGGCUCUCCUGCUCAACCUCGCCGUCACCUUCCCGAACGACUACGACGUGCUGACGGGGAUCACCGAAUCGGCGCUCUUUCUGCUGCUGGCCCGGUUCAUGGCCGAGGCCUGGGGCGGAGACGCGCGGCUGACUGUCCUCUCCCUCCCGAUCCUCCUCUUCCGGCUGCUCAACGUCGCCUCCCUGCUCCGACCCGCCGUCACCUCCCUCCUCGCCCCCAAGCAGAAAACCACCUAA